UGAUUUUUAAAAGGCAAAAGCAGGGCAUAUGGGCUGGGCCUGGGUGGAUUCGAUGGAUGGUUAAAUGCCGCCAAUCUUAUUCAGAAAACGCAUGUUUGCUCUCUCGGCAGGAAGUUGUCUCUGGAAAGCACAAUCUGAUUGGACGGAAGCUAUUGUGCAGAGAAGAUGAACAAUUCUUCUGCAGGACCCUCUUCAAAAGUACGAGUUGGAUCAUCCCAGCCAUCGGAAGCUACAUUUAAGCGCAAGCGAGGAGUUUUCCAGAAAGAUUUGCAUCACAUGAUGUAUGGUUUUGGAGAUGAUAUCAAUCCGCUUCCAGAAACCGUGGUGCUGGUGGAGGACAUUGUUGUGGAGUAUGUAACUGAUAUGGUGCAUAAAGCUGAAGAUGUUGCGUCAAAAAGGGGAAAGCUUCUGACCGAGGAUUUUUUGUUCUUAAUUCGGAAGGACCUGCCAAAGCUUAACCGCUGUACAGAACUGUUGUCUAUGAAUGAGGAGCUGAAACAAGCAAGGAAGGCUUUUGAGGUUGAUGAAGAGAAGCUGGCUACAAUUGAGUGAUGGGGAAAAAGCAUAAGCCCUUUUUCCUUUUUCUUGGAUUUUUGCAUUGCCUGUGUAAAUAAAUUUUCUUGCACUGAUACGAGUAAAUUUUUGUAAAUUUCCGAGUUAUACACUAGAAAAUUGCUCUGGCAGUAUCUUUAUUAUUGGCCUUUUUAUAUCU
Camellia sinensis is the source of this 712-nucleotide messenger RNA. Its product is annotated as transcription initiation factor TFIID subunit 13. Gene Ontology annotation, molecular function: protein heterodimerization activity. NCBI's taxonomy places the organism in Eukaryota, Viridiplantae, Streptophyta, Magnoliopsida, Ericales, Theaceae. The record is from RefSeq and is a predicted model, not a curated record. Gene Ontology annotation, biological process: transcription by RNA polymerase II.